Messenger RNA from Etheostoma spectabile (orangethroat darter), 2411 nucleotides. Its product is annotated as homocysteine-responsive endoplasmic reticulum-resident ubiquitin-like domain member 2 protein. Gene Ontology annotation, molecular function: protein binding. The transcript is spliced from 9 exons. The coding region runs from base 312 to 1469 and encodes 385 amino acids. The record is from RefSeq and is a predicted model, not a curated record. Gene Ontology annotation, biological process: endoplasmic reticulum unfolded protein response. NCBI's taxonomy places the organism in Eukaryota, Metazoa, Chordata, Actinopteri, Perciformes, Percidae.
AUGUCGACAACAUCGUGAAAUGCAACGAAGAAGACACCCAGGUAGUCAGGGCUUGGAGUUACAAGAAGGCUUUGUAUUUCGGUCACAGGGGGGUAAACAAGGUUCCAGUAGGUCCAGUGAGCCUGAGUCUGUACACAAUUACAGGAAACGCCUUGCAGCUGCAUAUUAGCGUUAUCAGACUCGUAAUAUUAAAGUCUUCGCUCCGAUGUCAAGAAGAAACUUUUAGUUGGACUGUAGCCAGUACCUCUAAUAGGGCAGUCCAGAGCUUUUUGGUUUUGUUGUUCAUCACUGGAGACAAAUGGUUUUUAGUCAUGGAUCAAGGUGUUGUGGACAGUCCUGCUGUUACCCUCGUCAUCAGGGCACCCAACCAGAUGUAUGAUGACCAGACCAUCAACUGUUGCCAGAAUUGGACUGUGAAGAAACUUAAAGCACACCUGUCAGAUGUAUACCCAAGCAAACCAAGCUCCAAAGACCAGAGGCUGGUGUAUUCUGGGAAGCUGCUUUUGGAUCACUUUACCUUAAAAGAUGUGCUCAGAAAGCAGGAUGAGUACCAUAUGCUCCAUUUGGUGUGCGCCUUACAAACCCCUCCCAGCUCCCCGAAGCCCCCCUGCAGCCGCAGUAACAAGCCUCAGGAGAACUCCGCCGGUCCCACGCCCCUUCAAAACUCUACUAGUCCUUCCACUGGUCAUCCUAGCCAGUCAUCUGCAGGAGAGAGCAGUGAUGGACUCAGACACCGAUCUGGACCCUUCCCUUACCACCAGAUGUAUCCACAAUUUAUGAUACACAACUGGAAUCAGUACUCUCCACAGUCAACUCCUCCCACAAGCAUGCCCGCCUAUUACAACCCCAUGACACUAAUGUGGUGGCAGCAGUUGUAUGCCCGGCAAUACUACAUGCAUUAUCAGUUACUGGCUGCCUCCUAUCAACACCUUAGGCCAGACCAGCCCUCAAGUCACUCUAACCAGCCUGAACCUCUGACCCAGCGACCUCAGGUGGCUCGGGGCCGUGGCAACCAGGAAGUCCAGAUGAACGCCCAGGGAGGAGAGAUCAUGAACGAGGAGGAGCUGAACCGGGAUUGGCUGGACUGGGUGUACACAUUUUCACGUGCUGCGAUCCUACUCAGUAUAGUCUACUUCUACUCCUCCUUCAGCCGGUUUGUCAUGGUGAUGAUGGCUAUGCUAGUGCUUUACCUGCAUCAGGCUGGCUGGUUUCCCUUCAACCUGGAGAAUGAACUCCCUGAAGACAGAGCAAAUCAGGCCGAUAUGGAGGGAGAGCUACAAAACCACGACUUACAGGAAAUGGAAGGCGUGAUGGAUGACGACUCGGACGAUGAUGGGGAAAGUGGAGAGGAAGGAGCAGAGGAUCCAAACAGCGCCCCCCACGCAGGCUUCCUGUCCUCCACGUGGUCGUUCAUCAUAACCUUCUUCAUGUCACUCAUACCAGAGGGACCGCCAAACGCUGCUAACUGAACCACGAGCUGCCACAGGAGCACAUUCUUUCUUUAAGACGACGACCUGCUUAGGGAAACUGUUUUCUGUUGCAGUACAGUGUUGUAGUUUCCCCAAUAGUGUCCUUUACUACAUAUGUAAGACUCUGAGCCUAAAACACAAAUGACUGAUUUAACCUAAAAAGUGGUCACUUCAUGGAGUUUUUUUUUUUUGUCUGCACAAAGAAAAACAUUUUAAACUGUCCAAUGACACGAAGAGUAGUUUAAAUGCUAUAUACACAGGGAUUGGUAGGGAUGCAUCAUAAACAUAGUCAAAAUAAUAAAUGUCUGUAAUUUUAAACAUAGGGACAAAAGGAAUAUUUAUAAAGGAAAUUAUUGACAGCACUUCUUAUGUUUAACAACCUGAAUCUCUUUUUCCUUUGUGAGAAUAUGUUAGUUUUGAAUUAAUUUUUUUUAUAAUGGUUGUUGUAUCCAAACAAGACAUUUUAUUUUAGUAAGGGCCACUUAUGCCCAAUAGCUAAACUUCAGAGAAUAAUCCUGAGUCAUGCAGCGUCUGUGAUAAUUUAGUAAUUUGGGCCCAAAAGCUCAUAAAAUGUGUUUGAACACUAUGUGUACUGUGUUGAAGUGUAUCUCAGAGUGAUGUUGGCUACAGAAGUGUGAUUUUGUACUAGUGAAUCAAUGUACCACUAAUUCGCUGACAGCCUGAAAGAACUGAGUGAAGUAGAAGAAUUAAUCUUCCAGAAUUAAUGGAAUAUCAAACAGGAAAGUUGUUGUUGGGAUUUAAGUCAUGUGGCAUCGAGUGGAGAAGAGACACUUUCAAAUUUAAAAAUGUUAAAUAAAGCACUGCCACAAUUCAGAGUUAAUGUAGGACAAAGCUACACCUCUUGAGUGUGUGAAAAUGGCUGCUGCUGUAUCUUUAACAUGUGUACCAUAAUAAUCAUGUUUAUUAAACCUUCCUUCAUGG